Messenger RNA from Folsomia candida, 1121 nucleotides. RefSeq lists its product as uncharacterized. The record is from RefSeq and is a predicted model, not a curated record. The transcript has 2 exons. NCBI's taxonomy places the organism in Eukaryota, Metazoa, Arthropoda, Collembola, Entomobryomorpha, Isotomidae. Bases 32 to 661 code for a protein of 209 amino acids.
ACAACAUUCUAGAACAACCUAAUAAUUAAAAAUGCAACCAAAAAUAUUUUUCAUUGUUACAGUCUCCACUACAAUAAUAUCUACAAUACUUCAAACUUGUGAUGCCCAAGGGGUAUCCCAAUAUCUUCUACAAUACAUUGACGACGAUCAAUGCACGCCGGGAAACCACUCCGUAAAUAUUAUUGACCCUUCAUCUGACCAGGAACAAAAACUGAUUGCACCGGAAUUCGGGCAAUAUGUCUAUUUCAAAGCGAUGGGCUUUUGGAAAAUAUUCCAAUAUACCAGUUACGAUUAUCCCUUCUACGUUUACGUGGAUGGCAAUGGGGAGGAGUGUCAAUAUAUGUGGCAAACUUACAAUCACCACUGGACCGCGACUCGUCUGGGAGAUCCGCUUCAGAUCAAGAGGGAAAUUCAAAUAUUUAAGGAUACAAAUUUUGACAGCACAACAUACAAAUUUCAAAGAUCAACGUCAUCAAUACUGCCCCCGAUGAACGUUAAGUCGUUUUUCUUUAGUGGGAAUUAUUCCUGGGGAUUAUUUUCUGAGAAGAAUUAUAAAGGAGUAAGUAAUUGUUUUAGGUCAAAUACAGCGGGAAAAGAGUGGGGAUUUACGAUUUAUCCCGAUGUGAAUAUGACGGUGGGAAGCAUUUUGGAAGGGUGUUAGUUUAAGUAAUAUGUAAAUUUACAAAAGUAUUUAUCUUUAUGUUAUUUAAUUCGGUUAUAGGUUAAUAAAUAAAUAAACUUUUAAAAAAAUUUAAAAGUCCUAUAUAGAAAUUAAAUUGGUAAAAUGUGCGAGUGAGGAUAAUAAGGAGUGAGGAAUUGGAUGAGACUCACUUUAAACUGUAGAAUCCGGAUUUAAGGGCCAAUGGUCAACGUUUCGAACCUUCGUUCUUCUUCAGGACCAGAGGGAGAAAUUUUUAGUGACUGCUCACGGGAAGAACCAAUGUGAGUGUGAAGGAAUAGGGAUAGGAAGGAUUGAAAGGAAGACUGCCAGACCACGUGGGCGUAGCACCAGAACACACCAUUCUGAGCUGCGUCUCACAAAUUUGAUGCUCUACGAGGUGUGUUCUGGUGCACAAAUCAGGGUGCUACCGCCACCUAUGUGCUUUCAUCAUCAUUUUUUA